AGGCUAAGGUCAAGUGAGAAGAUGAAGGGGCUUCAUCCUUUCCUUCAAACCUCUCAAUUUUAUAAUAAUUCCAUCAAUGGGGUCUAUUUGGAUGAGAAUGGAGAGCUGGUAGCAGACCUGGACAUUGUGAACACGGUGAUUUUACACAAUAUGUCUGUUAGCCAAGUGACAGUUGGAAAUCUAGAAAGUGUGGGAUCCUCGCAUUUCAAGUUCAUGAUGAACCAAAAUGCUAUUGCAAACGUGGAAAUGUUGAACAAGCCCCUGCCUCCUUCCAGGUGUGUGGAAAGCUGUCCUCCUGGGUUCAUGAAGGUGGCUCAGGAAGGGAAGCCCAUCUGCUGCUACAAUUGUCAUCCUUGUCCUGAAGGAACCAUCUCCACCGAGGAAGGUGGGUGACAGCAGGAGAAAUGG
Pantherophis guttatus is the source of this 408-nucleotide messenger RNA. The record is from RefSeq and is a predicted model, not a curated record. Lineage: Eukaryota; Metazoa; Chordata; Lepidosauria; Squamata; Colubridae.